AGGAAAGAAAGCAAAAACAAAAAUAAAAACAAAAACAAAAAAUGGCAAAACCGAAAAAACAGAUUUAUAUAUUACUAGUACCUAUAAAUGCCAAAAUGCAGCACUCAAUCGUAUCCUCUCUCCAAACGCCACUUCUCUCUCUUUCUAAAAAACAACGCCUCCCUUUUGUCUCAAAAUGGAGCCACCCUCACCUCCACCUCCACCUCCACUGCCACUUCCACCGCCCCUAGCACCACGACAACAAGAUGCACAUCAAGAACCACCAUCGUUACCAGAGUUAAACUUUGACAACCUUAGAGCCAUCAAAGUCUUGGGUAAAGGAGCUAUGGGCACGGUGUUUCUUGUUCAUGACAGAGCAGCUGACCCUGGUGCAAAAAAUCCUUACGCUCUCAAAGUGGUCGAGAAAUCCACCCUCCACACGAAAUUUGAGGCCGACCGCCGUGCACGUUGGGAGAUCCAAGUCUUGAAGAAACUUUCCGGCAAGAACAGUCACCCUUUUCUCCCUCAUUUAAUCUCUUCAUUAGAGACGCCAGAAUUCCUCGCUUGGGCUGUCCCUUUUUGUCCAGGUGGCGAUCUUAAUGUCCUCAGGUACCGUCAGAACGACCGCGUUUUCUCCUCUGCAGUGGUUCGUUUUUAUUUAGCUGAGAUUGUAUGCGCUCUGCAGCAUUUGCACGACAUGGGAAUUGUGUAUAGAGACUUAAAGCCUGAAAACAUCCUCGUACAACAAUCUGGUCACGUGACUCUCACCGACUUCGACCUUUCUCGCACCUUAACAAAACCGACCGUUAAAUCCAUUCUGUCUUCCUGUGCUCUUCAGUUACAAAAGAAACCCAAUCACCACCGUCGAAAUUUAACCCGUUGGCUUCCUAUGAUUCCGCUUCACAACGAAAAAAACGGUUUAAGAAAAGCCAAAUCAGCCCGCGUCAGCCCGGUCAGUCGUACUAGGAAACUCAGUUUUAGUAACGGAGAACGAUCCAAUUCUUUCGUCGGAACCGAGGAGUACGUGUCACCGGAGGUGGUUCGAGGAGAUGGACAUGAAUUCUCUGUCGAUUGGUGGGCUUUAGGGAUAUUAACCUACGAGAUGCUGUACGGCACGACGCCGUUUAAGGGAAAGAACAGGAAAGAAACGUUUCGAAAUAUUCUAUAUAAGAAACCGGAAUUCGUCGGGAGACGUAACGAGUUGACGGAUUUGAUCGAACGGUUAUUAGAGAAGGAUCCGACAAAGAGGCUAGGAUAUCAACGAGGGGCGUGCGAGAUCAAGGAGCACGUGUUCUUCAAAGGCGUUAGGUGGGACCUACUGACGGAGGUAUUACGGCCACCGUUUAUUCCAGCUAGAGACGAGACUAAUAGUUUAACGGAAACAGUAACCUCAGGCAGUGAUGGGAUGGAUAUUAGAGAAUACUUCGAGGAUCUAAGAGUACCGACGUCGCUUCCUUCGUCGCCAUUAAAAUCACCGUCUUCAGACUGUCAUAGAAAGAUGUCGUUAACGGAGUUUUAACUGCACGUGUGGGCAGUUUGGCAGGUGUAAGAGUUAGUUAGUUUAGUAUAAAAAUUCUUUUGUUAUUAAUACAUGAUGACGACGGCGAGGACGACGACUGUAUUUGUGUACAUAAUAAAGCAAAAGAAAUAAUAAUAAUAAUAAUAAUAAU
Ricinus communis (castor bean) is the source of this 1649-nucleotide messenger RNA. RefSeq names its product serine/threonine-protein kinase UCNL. Bases 176 to 1498 code for a protein of 440 amino acids. The record is from RefSeq and is a predicted model, not a curated record. Gene Ontology annotation, molecular function: ATP binding; protein serine/threonine kinase activity. The transcript has a single exon. NCBI's taxonomy places the organism in Eukaryota, Viridiplantae, Streptophyta, Magnoliopsida, Malpighiales, Euphorbiaceae. Gene Ontology annotation, cellular component: cytoplasm; plasma membrane; nucleus. Gene Ontology annotation, biological process: protein phosphorylation.